CCCAUCAUGGCCACGCGCACUACCACUAUAGCGACUGCACUGCCGCCAGCUGAGGAGAUCGAGCUCAGCGCUAUCAGAGCGGUCGGUAAGCGGGAUUCUGAUAGUGUGUCCAGGAUUUCUGUGUCGGCUAUGGAGGCCCCGCCGGGCGGGGAAGCAGACAGCAAAAGAUCGAAAGCUAGACUUUAUCUACAGCUUGCAACACUCUACUGGACCAUGUUCCUCUUAGGCUGGAACGAUGGUACACAAGGUCCAUUGCUGCCUCGCAUUCAGAGCGAUUACCGCGUGGGAUUCAUCCCCGUAUCUCUUUUGUUCGUCUUCCAAUGCCUGGGUAGCUUUAUUGGUGCCAUGAUGAACGUCACUCUUGCACACCGAAUUGGAUUUGGAAAGAUGAUGGCAGCUGCAUCCUUGGCUCAGCUACUUGCCUACAGUCUGCAGGCCGCCAUGGUUCCCUUUCCAGCUUUCAUUUUUGCUGCGUGUGUCAACGGCAUUGGCAUGGCCAUUCAGGAUGGGCAAGCAAACGGGUUUGUCGCCUCUUUGGAAAACAACUCCAUCAUGGGCUACCUGCAUGCCGCUUACGGUGCUGGCGCUUUUGCUGCACCGCUCGUUGCGACGCAGUUCUCACAACUUCCCCGCUGGUCGUUGUUCUACCUGAUUUCUCUAGGUAUCUCCGUUGCGAACACCUUGCUCCUCAGCUAUACAUUCCGCUUUAAGAGCCUGGAAAGCUGUCUAGCGGAUGUCGGUCGCGAAUCAGGCGAGCAGGACACCACUGAAACGGCCCAUUUCAAACAAAUUAUGAAGAACAAGACCGUCCAUCUCUUGGGAAUCUUCAUCUUGCUCUAUGUCGGCGUCGAAGUUACUCUGGGAGGCUGGAUUGUGACCUUCAUGAUUGACGUCCGCGGUGGCGGCUCGUCCGCUGGUUAUGUUUCCUCUGGGUUCUGGGGCGGAUUAAUGGUCGGUCGUGUCAUCCUCCUCUGGCUCAAUAAGAAGCUGGGCGAGUACCGGGCACUACUACUUUACUCGUUCGUGGCAAUUGGACUGCAGCUCGUCGUGUGGCUCGUCCCGUCCUUGAUCGCCGGUGCGGUGGCGGUUUCUUUUAUUGGCGUCCUCCUCGGGCCUACCUAUCCUCUUGCGAUGAACCACGCAGGGCGCGUCUUGCCUCGCUGGAUCCUGACCGGGUCAAUUGGCUGGAUUGGCGCGGUCGGGACAGCCGGCGCUGCGUUCUUCCCCUUCUUGACCGGUAUUCUUGCGUCGAAGGAAGGUAUCAAGGUGCUUCAACCGCUUGUCGUAGGAAUGAUCUCAGCGAUGGCUAUCGUUUGGGCAAUUAUUCCACGGGGUCGUCAACGCCCCGAAUGAGUAAGACGUAGCUAACGACAACGGGCGAGUCCAUUAGUAGAUGCGUAGAGUCUGGUGGAUGUAUGUGUGCUGAGUAUGAUGGACAUGGUAUGCUACAGGCAAUGCGACAAAAAUGCGAUUAAUAAUGCCAAGAAAAUUAUGCAAAUGGUUGUAACCAAUAAAAUCAUGCAAAAGACUUCAAUCCUCUUCCUCUUUUCGCCUUCGCCUUUAGGUUAGCGCCAGCCUUUUUCGAUGCAGGUAUGUAGGAGGUAUUUGCGUCGGAGUUAUCGGAGUCAUCAUCACUAGACGAAUCGUCAUCCUCCUCCCAAGCGGUCUUCCGAAGAGUUGACUGGUUCAGCUUGGAAGUAGUCAUCGGUGGAGUGGAAGAAUAGAGGCCGGCAAAGCUAGGUGCUUCCCGGGCUAGCUCAGAUAGUCGGCGAUAUGGACCUUUCGGUGGCUUCGGCCUCAAUUUAACUGGCGGCACCGUAGACGCUUUACUACCCUCUGCCUCGUCAGAACCUAUGGCCUGUUCCUGCUCCUGAGCGCUCAUCCCGUUUACCUGAGAGUAGGGAUAAACAGGAUUUUGAGAUAGCAUGAAAAGAGGAUUUGAUCGUCCUUCUUGGGUCGAAGGUCGUGUUUCGGGACUAGAGCGCAGUUCGUCGUGGUGGACAGAUGGUGACGAUGGUUCAGCCUCAGCCAUAGUCUCCCAUUUCGCGAGUGAUUGGGGUUGAGAAGACUGAGUCGUCUUAGGGGUCGCGGCGGGCGACAAAGAUUUAGCGCCUUGUGAUGAUGCGACUUGGCUCCUUGACGAGGCGCGUGUCCGCCUGGGCGACGCAGUGGGAUGCUUUGCAGCACCUUGAGAACGAGUCAUUCGUGCAUUGGGGGGCGCUUUUGGUGUCGCGAAGUCCAAAGGAAGGGGCUGACUAGCCAGGACGGGGUACUCGUAAUUUUCAUCAGGGAUUUUGCCGUCACGAGUUUUCAGUCGCUGACUGAGCCGUGACGAAGACGGGGGUAUUGAAACCUGAGAUGAAGGGGCUAGUUUGGAUUGAGUGGGUGGGACGUCCUCAAUAGGGUCUGACUGGGAAGCGGACACCCCGCCAUGUCCAUCAGUUUCGAUAGAAUCGUGUUCCUGAUCGUCCGCAGCUUUCUCUCCGGAGGCCUCAUCCUCUUCUUCCUCUGCCUGCGCCCCCUCCGCCUCUCCUGGAGCACCUUCUCUUGGUGGUACUGGCGUCUUUUCGGUGUCGUCUUGCGCUUCUUCGACCAGCUUCUCUGGCGUCGACUGUCCUUCUCUCAGAUGUGCCCUCGCAAGCGCGGCAAGGGCAACGUGGGGUGCAUUUACCUCUUCGCAGGGGGAUGAAAAUUUCCCUUGCUCUUUGGGUUCUUCGUUCGCAACUUCAUCAACCGCAACUUCAUCAACCGCGCCUUCAUCAACCACAUCUCCAUCGACCGCACUUUCAUCGACCGCAUCUUCGCCACCCACAUCUUGAUCAUCCGCAUCUUCAUGUACCGCAUCCUCGCCGCCCACAUCCUCGUCAUCCGCAUCUUCAUCUACCGCGUUUUCACCGCCCGUGUCCUCAUCAUCCUGACAGUCCUGGUCUACUGCAGUACGCUUAGCGUCGGCGUCUGGUGAAUAUUCCUUGGUGGGAGUGGUGGUCGACGUGUUCAAAAUAAUUUCGACGUCUGCUGCGCUUGAGCGUUCGACAGCUGUGUCCUCUCCGCUGUCUCCAAGACGAGAACCGCCAAUUCUGUUAUCCGCGCUACCCGAAGUAUCCGACUUGGACGACUCUUCCACAGCUUGAGGACAUUCCUUGCGCUGGUUCGUCACUUGUUUAGCGGCGCUUACGACGGAAGGAAUCCCAGAUGGCACCCGGCCAACGUUCAAAGAGCCAUCCUCCUCGUCUUGCUCUUCAUCAGAAGACGCAGCGACGCUGUGUCCGCGCCCAAAAGCACGGUUAACUUUGACACCGUCGUCGUCAUCAUCGUCUUCCGGCUCCGAAGAAGUCUCAUCCUCGUAGUCGCUUUUUAUGGGACUGGGGCUCUUCGAGGGGAUAUCUUGAAGUGCGCUCCUUUGAGGAAGUGGGCCGCGCAUGAUAGACUCCAGAUCAGCAUCGAGGCCUAGUAAACUCGACCUCGCCAACGACUGAGACGAUGGCUGAGGUGGUUCGUCGGCAGGCUCCGGUUCCUCAUCAGAGCUUUCAGAGCUACUGCCCUCGCCUUGACCCUGAACUGGAACUUCCUGUAUACGCGCCCCUUGAGGGAUAGAUGGCGUCCAUGGCGAUGAGACAAUGCUGGCGUCACGAAGGGUCAUAACCGUUCUCGGAGGAAUGGCGAUGGGAUCACGUGGUUGGACGGGAACUUUUUUUGUAACGGACGUUAUUGUUUCUAGAUGAGCUUCCAAAUCCUUAACCAGGGCAGCGUGAUCUCUGGAAGAAUCUGCCGUAAGUUCCGCGAGCCUGUUUUGGAUAGAAUCUGCGCCUGCUGUGACUACGGAGCAAGCAGCGGAUGAAUGGAGAGGUUGGGAGAGGCAGAUAGGACACUGAGGUUCCUGGGCUGGUAUCGUCUUCUUCUUACGCUUCUUGGGAGUCUUUAGAGCCGGUGGCGGCGAGGCAGGGGAAGACUCAGAUCGGCCAGCAGGAUUCGCGGAGGCAGACUGUGAUGCCCCUCGAGAAACUUCGCCUGAGGUGAUGUCUUCGGGACCCGCUCGUCUAGACGCUCGUCUUGGUUUCGAAUGCGCGGAUGCCGUAGGACCCUUUUCGUUGUCCCGGGAGCUCACGAGAAGCACCAAGCUCUCGGCAAUGCGUGAGGCUAUGGUAUCAGCUUCAGCUUCAGCUCGAGGCGACGGUACGAGUGUAGGCUGAGUGGGGGCCAAUUCCCCCGGUACAUCAUCACUGUCAACUAUAUCUGUUGUGCGUUUUCGAGCUUUGGACUUGUUCGGUGCUUCGGAAGUUUCGGCGGCAUCAUUACCGACUUCGCUCCUCCGCCGUUUCUUCUUCGGUGCGUUCUCAAGCUCGGAGGCCUCACUGACAGCAGGAAAUUUGCUGCUUUCGGAUUCAUCGGCGCGCUUUUCAGUGCGUGGGUUGGUUUGUUCACCAGUUCCCUUGCGCUUUGAUUUAGUAGCGGGCUCCGACGAUGGUUCAGCCGCGUCCUUGAACUUCUUCUUCACCUUGAGCCUCUUUUUGGGCUUGGCGCCAUCUUCGACUGUAGCUGACUCAACCUUCUCUGGUGCUGGAGUUUGGUUAUCCUCUGGGGUCUCAAUGGUCUCUGGGGGAGGCUGAGGUUGAGAAGGAGAUAGCUCCGCCUUCUUGUGCUUCUUAGCGCGUUUUUCAGUCGGAGGAAGAGGCUCUGUCGCGUUGUCGGGGAGCGGGGAAGAGGCCUUGGAGUUCGCCUCCGCCUGCCCAGCCUUUACCUUUUUAGUCUUCUUGGGUAUCUUAGUAGCAUUUCGUUCGGGAAUAGAAGUGGCGCUUUCCUGUGGGAGAGCGGUCUCUGACGCUGGCGGAGUUGAGGGAGGGAUGAUAGGUUUAAGCUUCUUAGCCGCAGGUUCGCCCGCUUGUCCAAACGAAACCUUGCGCUUCUUCACCGUUGCCGAAGGCGUAGGAGGGAUGACGGCGACUUCAACUUCAAUGACAGGAACGUUAUACGCAAGUGCACGGAGUGCGUCGAAAUCAUCGUCAUCCUCUAAGUCCAAGGUAAUACUACCCCUGAGCUGCUUAAGCCUGAUGUCUGUAUCGUCAGAAAGCUCCAAUUUCCGUCGAAUCGCUUCCUUGGUCUCGGCCAACGACUUCUCUUUGAAAAGCCUCUCGAACGUUCGGGUGCCAGUGUGGUAGGUUAUUCGAGCUAACCUUCCAGGCCCGCUGUCCAUUUCUUGACAGACAGGGACUCACGCCAAAAGAACUC
Molecule: messenger RNA, 5226 nt
Organism: Coniophora puteana RWD-64-598 SS2
Lineage: Eukaryota; Fungi; Basidiomycota; Agaricomycetes; Boletales; Coniophoraceae
Product: MFS general substrate transporter
Exons: 20
Coding region: 7-1353 (448 amino acids)
Biological process (GO): transmembrane transport
Cellular component (GO): membrane
Molecular function (GO): transmembrane transporter activity
Source: RefSeq, a predicted model, not a curated record